Pygocentrus nattereri (red-bellied piranha) is the source of this 1382-nucleotide messenger RNA. RefSeq names its product protein NLRC3-like. NCBI's taxonomy places the organism in Eukaryota, Metazoa, Chordata, Actinopteri, Characiformes, Serrasalmidae. The transcript has a single exon. The record is from RefSeq and is a predicted model, not a curated record. Bases 47 to 1000 code for a protein of 317 amino acids.
UGAAGAUGGAGGAGUUAUUCGUGAGCAUGAAGUAAUACAAAUUCAAAUGACUUCCAGUCCACCUGUUGGGAAAGAAAUUUAUGUCACAUGCAGUGAUCUUUUCAAAAUCCAGUCUGAUACCAAUCGAUGCAACAGGAAAGUGUUGACAACAGGAAUCGCAGGAGUGGGCAAAACUGUGUCGGUCAACAAAUUCAUACUUGAGUGGGCGAAAGGAAAGGAGAACCAAGACUUACACUUCAUUUUCCCUCUCCCCUUCCGAGAACUGAAUCUGAAGAAGGAUAAGAAGUUCAGUUUGAUAGAACUCCUAAAUCAAUGCUUUUUCACUUCAAAAACUGCACUGAGGUCUCUUCCAGAGGACGAAGGUAAAGUUCUGUUUAUUUUUGAUGGGCUGGAUGAAUGCCGCUUUCCUCUUUGCUUUGAGGGUGAAGAGGAAGUAAAAGAUAUCAAUCAGAGAACCUCAGUGGGCUCAUUGAUCACCAAUCUCCUGCAGAAACAUCUGCUUCCCUUUGCUCUCAUCUGGGUAACUUGCCGACCAGCAGCAGCCCAUCUGAUUCCCCGGGACUACAUUGACCUGGUGACAGAAGUGAGAGGAUUCAAUGAUGAACAAAAGAAGGCAUAUUUCAGCAAAUACUGUAGUGAAGACGUGGCAUUUAAAAUAGUCUCACACAUCAAGAAAUCAAGGAGCCUCUACAUCAUGUGUCAGAUACCAGUCUUCUGCUGGAUCUCUGCCACUGUGCUUCAGCCACUGAUGGCUCAAGAGAACAACAAGGACAUUCCCACGACCCUGACAGGAAUGUAUCUAAGAUUCCUGCUACAGCAGAAAAAUGUAAUGAAAAAGAAAUAUCAUGAAAGAAGAUCUAAAACCAUUGAUGCUGAACAUGUAAUUUUGAAGCUUGGAUUCAAGUCUCUGAUGUUGCUGUCCUUUAUUGCCUGUCUCUCUACUGUUGACAUAAAUAGAUCAGAAUUACUUCAUGAGGUACACUAUCGGUAUGGUCAUUAAAACUUAAACGAAUUAAUAAUGAUAUAAAUUGAAGUGUUCUGUCUUAUUCAAAUCUUCCUACAACUGUGCUGGGACUUCAUUGUCUCUCUCUGUUGCUCACCUAGGUCUGUUGUUGCUCUCCCUCCUCUGUAUCUCUGUUGCUGUCUGUCUCUGUUGCUUUUCUUCAUUGUCUGUCUAUUUUCCUCUCCAUCUUUUGUAUCUCGCCUUCUUUUUCUUUAUUUUUUAAUUGGGUCUUGCCUUCACUGUCUGUCUGUUUUUCCUCUCCUUUAGGGUCAUUUUACGGGAAAUCGGACACUUUGGAACUCAACCGACACAGAUUUUCAUCAAACUUUGUGUGCCUUUUAGUGGCAAUGUAGAACCCCAGAACUGCAUUUGCAUGAAU